This is a messenger RNA of Micropterus salmoides (largemouth bass), 4743 nucleotides long. RefSeq names its product complement component C6-like. Gene Ontology annotation, molecular function: protein binding. Gene Ontology annotation, cellular component: membrane attack complex. Gene Ontology annotation, biological process: immune response. NCBI's taxonomy places the organism in Eukaryota, Metazoa, Chordata, Actinopteri, Centrarchiformes, Centrarchidae. The record is from RefSeq and is a predicted model, not a curated record.
GUGACUCUCCUCGGCUGGGAUGCAGUGGGAGCUGCUGGGGGUCCGUCCGGCCCGCUACACGGUCCUGCUCCGGGAUUAACGACUAUAACAACUCCUGCGGGGGCUCUAAGCUUCCACCAAACCCUCCACCCCGCUGCGUCUGAGCGGGGACUCUUCUUCUUUAGAGAGGACACAGCAGCUGCCAGAAAAGAGAGGUCUGUCUCUCUCUGUGUCUCUGUCUCUCUGUCUCUGCCUCUCUUCCUGCGUCUGGCCUGGCUCCGGUGGUGGGUGUGCAUGCAUGUGUUCUGCACCGUACGGGCGGAAAAAGCGCCCAAGAUCUGCGGGGAUCAUUUUCCCCAUCAGUAAAGUGGCGCAGACGGAGCCGGAGCGCCGGGUGAGCACGGAGGGGGCCGUGGACGACAGCAGGAUGACUGUCCAGGAAUUCAACACCCUCGUUGCGCUGUACCGGGAGCAGGUCAUAUCGGUCGGGGAGAUCUCAGCCGACUGUCCGUCCCUGCGGGCUCAGAUGCACCACACACGGUCCAAAGGAUGCUCCAUGGCCCGGGCUGCUCACCAGGACCUCGCCGUCAUCUCCGUUUCAGGUCCGGAGGACGGAGAGAUCCACCCUGAGAUCUGCCGGCUCUUCAUCCAGCUGCAGUGCUGCCUGGAGAUGUUCAUAACAGAGAUGCUCAAAUCCAUGUGCCUGCUGGGGGUGCUGCAGCUGCACAGAAAAAGAACAGACUCGGAGCCGAAGCUGGACUUCAGGGUGGAUGAAAGCUCGGACGUUCCCAUCCUGGAAGAACGAUCCUCCUCCCCCAUCGACUUUCUGCAGGAGCAGUGGCUGGUGGGAACUGAUAUUGAAAAUAUAGAGAGUCGGUUGCUCCUGCUGCUACAGGUCCUCAGCUGGAUGUCAGCUGGGCUGGCCUGUUUCUGUGACCGGUACCCCUGGGGCUCCUGGUCUGCCUGCUCCCGGACCUGCAACCACGGUACACAGCACAGACAGAGAGCAUUUCAGCUUGAGGAAUAUUACUGGAAGAGCAGCUGUGAUAGGCUGUGUGUAAAACACGACAUCAGAUCUUGCAACGAGCAGACUUGUCCUAUCAACUGCCUGCUGACAGAGUUCGGGCCCUGGUCUGACUGCUCACCCUGCGCCAAGAAACAGUUUCGGACACGGUCGGUCCAGCGGCCGUCUCAGUUUGGUGGAUCAGCCUGCAGCGAGGAGCUGACAGAGGAGAGGCCCUGUUACCCCUCCACAGAGUGCAAGUUAGCACCCAUCGACUGCAGAGAUGACUUUAAGUGUGAUAAUGGACGCUGCAUCAACUCGACGCUAACAUGCAACAGACAGAACGACUGUGGAGAUAACUCUGAUGAGAGGGACUGUGUCGACUUUAAAAUAGUGUGUCCAGCAGAGAAGAGAGUGGCCCCUGGGGUUGACCUGGUGGGGAAUGGGUUUGAUGCUCUAGCAGAGGAGCCGAGGGGAGCGGUGCUGGACAACAUGUUUAUGGGAGGGAAUUGCAACAUCAGGAGGCCUCAGUCCACUGUGCUCUACCACCGAGUCCCCCACAACUUUGAAAGCUUUGACAUUAAGGUUGGAGUACUGGAGGACUUCAACACCGAACCCCAGCCGCUGCACAGCGAGGUCAUCGAUUUGAAGAUGUCCAGUUCGUCUGGAAACAGCCAACAAGAUAGAGACAGCUUUUUCUUUCCCAUCUUUUUUUUCAGUAGGAAAUUUAGAUCGGGAGUCACCUCUAACAAGGAAGCUUUUGAAGCUUCAAAAAAAACGGACUCCAAGUUUUUCCGGGUGAACCAGGUUCUGCCCGUGUCCACAUUCAAAGUGAGAGACCCGGGGGACCUCGUCCUGUCACAGCCAUUCCUCCAGUUCCUUCACGCUCUUCCUCUUGAGUACAACUAUGCCCUCUACAGAGACAUCUUCCAGCGCUUUGGGACGCACUACUACAGCUCAGGGACACUUGGAGGCCACUAUGACCUGUUGUACCAGUUCAGCCGAGAGGAGCUCACCAGUUCAGGUGAAACAGAAGAGCACAUCAAAGGCUGCCUGGGCCGAGAGACCACCUGGACCAUCAUCCUCUACACAGAACACAGCAGUGUAACCCGAUGCUCUGACAACAGGAUGACUCAGAAAUUUCAAGGCUCGUACAUUCAGUCAGCAGAGAAGUCUUUCUCUAUGGUGAAAGGGGGUCGAACCAGAGAGGCAGCAGCUCUAGCCUGGGAAAGGCAGGGCCCUGCUCCGGACCGAAAAUCCUACAAGGACUGGGCCAAGUCCGUUCUCGAAAACCCUGCCGUGGUCGAAAGCAAGGCCCUUCCCAUCAUAGAUCUGGUUCGGGGGAUUCCAUGUGCUGCCACAAAGAGGAGACACCUGAGGAAGGCCCUGCUGCAGUACCUUGAAGAGUUUGAUACCUGCAAGUGUGCUCCUUGCCCCAACAACGCCAAGCCAGUUCUCUCUGGAACAGAGUGCAAGUGUGUUUGCCAAACAGGCACGUUUGGUGCAAACUGUGAGAAACGAGCUCCAGACUACAAAUCAGAUGAAGUGGAUGGUAACUGGAGCUGCUGGGGGCCGUGGAGUAGCUGUGGAGCCACUAUGAAGAGACAUCGGAGGAGGCGGUGUGAUAACCCCGCCCCCCUCAGAGGAGGCCAACCCUGCCAGGGUCCCGACACAGAUGAGGAUCCGUGUCACAUCUCCAUCUUUGAAAAACAAGAAACCUGUGACAAUGAUGACGACUUCACUGUGGGCUGGAGGGACGAGCUGCCACCUGGAGUGCAGGGCUGUCUGAGGCCACAGAGACCUGCCAACAGUUUCCUCAGGAAAGCAAAGCAAUAUUAUAAAUUUGGUGAGGAUGAGGAGUUCGUGUGCUUCACUGGAUUUGACUUGGAGGGCUUUCAGUUCAUCAACUGCCUUCCUGAUGGGACCUGGAGUGAACCAAGUGGAAAAUGCAUCAGGAAACUGUGCCUUCCUCCUGAAAUCCCUGAUGGCAUGGUGCUGUUCCCCAACAAAAAUGAGUACAAAGUGGGGGAAUCAGUGGGUUUGAACUGUAACGAGGCGGGCCUGGCGCCGCUGCCACGGGGCUCCUACAGAUGCAGCAACAGUCUCGCCUGGGAGCCUCCGUUACCUGCUGACCUACGCUGCACUGAUGAGGAACCGUUUGUUCCCGAUGGUCAAUGCCCUCCAGGACAGAAACUACAGGGCUCUCAAUGUGUCUGUAUUCAACGGGAGAGAUGCCUUUCACAACCGGAGACUCUCUGCAUCCUGAACACAGAUGUCGGCGUCACCGUGCCGAUGUCCCUGUGCUCAUUCCAUGCCGGGCGCUGCCACAAUGAUCCGCUCUUCUUUGUCAGCGAGGGCGUGUGUGAUGCAGCCGAUUCUGCCAAACUGGAGUGGGCCAAGUUCAGAGCCAAAAUGUCCUCUAAGAGCUCUGUUCAGCAGCCCUGCGAUCUUGACACCUGUUACGAGUGGGAGACCUGUACUGCGUCUAAGAAGUGUGAGUGCAGAGCUGCCCGGGACUGCUCCAGAGUUGAAGAGCACAUGUUCUGCAUAAAGCUGACCAGGACCCAGAGGAUUCGCAGCAUCGACCUUUGUUCUAUGGCCGCCCUCAAAUGUGCUAGCUAUCAGUUUGAGAUUCUCAAUGAAGGCGUGUGUCUGACCAGAUGAUCCUUCUAAAGGGUAUCUGUGUGGUUACACUUAACCUCUGACUUUAUCUAACAGUAGAAUGUUUAAAUAAUUGUAGUUAAAAAUAACUAAAUAGUUUAAAAUACACUUCUUCUUUUUCCCUUUCAAUGUGCACUAGAUCCACUCAUUUAGAGACAUUAUAGACCAUAUAUUUUUUUUAAAGAUUACACUAUGUGAUGUCAAAAAAUCAAUAUAUUUGUAAAAAAAAAAAAAGUAGACUGGCAGGUACGUAUUCAAGGUUCCAUACAGCUGGUGCAAUGUUGUGGAAGAUUUUCUUUACACUUAGUCGAAAAAACUCAAAGAUGAGAGGCAGAUAGAAACUUUAUUGCAAUGUCACAGAAUACACAAUAAACCCGAGCUGGACCUGAGACACAACUGAAAAAUUAAACGCAACAUAAAGAUCAGGGUGCAAACUACAGGGGUUCCCCUAAAACCAUGAUUUUUUUGCUAUCUAAAAUAUUGAAAAUAUUCUAUUUUAGCAUUUCUAUUUUUCUGUAUCUUUAUCAUGGAUGAUGCGUAAAAUUAGGCUAUUACUGCUAUUCUGCUAUUCUUGUCACAGCCAUUGAAGCGUAUCAUAAACUUCGCUCUCUUUAACUCAAAGAUCAUAAAAAAAAAAAACUUUCUUAGUCCCACUCAGUUUGUGCAAUGAAUCGCCAUGAACCAUUUAAGAUAAGCACCAGGUAAAACACUGGAAAAGCUUUGUAACGCAAGCAGGACAUACCUUCCAAUCUCAUCUGUGUGAGAGGAGGUUUUCUGCUGUUGAUGAUACUAACAGCAAGGCCUGCUUGAAAACCUCCUCUCAUCUCCUUUACCGCCAGAUGGUCUUUGUCUCCUGUUGUAACUCAAGUCAUGUCAACAUUGUUUCCUAAUGAGGCCUGAACAUAUUUUUUGCAUCCUGUCUUGUGAAUAAAUGAUAUUUACGUCAACAUUCCAUGGUCAUCUAUCUGUAGUUAUGUUUAUGUCAUCAUAUCAUUGAAGGCCAGUUUGUACAGAGAGAAUGUCCUUGGUCACUCCAGCGGUCAGUUGAGUCUAAUUACAAUGUGUAGCACAUAUGUAAUAAUAAAAAUGUCAAAUCAUAA